Molecule: messenger RNA, 2067 nt
Organism: Aspergillus campestris IBT 28561
Lineage: Eukaryota; Fungi; Ascomycota; Eurotiomycetes; Eurotiales; Aspergillaceae
Product: HMG-box domain-containing protein
Exons: 3
Coding region: 90-1616 (508 amino acids)
Biological process (GO): regulation of transcription by RNA polymerase II
Cellular component (GO): nucleus
Molecular function (GO): DNA-binding transcription factor activity, RNA polymerase II-specific; RNA polymerase II cis-regulatory region sequence-specific DNA binding
Source: RefSeq, a predicted model, not a curated record
GAAGGAAAAAGGAGAUCACUAGCCCCUCCUUUGCCCGACCCUAAUCUUACCACAUCCGUUAGAUCUGGGCGGUAGCUUCGGGUCUGGCAAUGAGUCUGAGACAACUUCAGCGUCAACCACUCUCUCCGCCGCAGUCAGGUGAUGAAAGUCUAGCUCCAGAGAGCUCUCGGGAAUCGUGUGGAAUCGCCCGCACCAUGUGCGACCAGUCGGAUCUCUUCAUGUUCGCCGGCGCGCAGGGAAACCUAGACGCGAAUGGCUCACACCCAGUGCCCCGGAGCUCACCCUCUUCGCACACCAUUACCAACGGCGAUUACUCUCGCAGCCUCCCGGUGCAAUUACAGAUGCAACCCCAUGGGUUUCAAGUCAACACGCCCCCGUCGGAUGAAGUGUCGAUUGCAGGCAGUCUAGAUUCGGCGCCAUCGCACUGGUCGUCUCCGUCGCAAAGGCUCCGGGCACAGAGUACCCCCAAGUCCAAGCUGUCUCGAGCCUCCCGGUCCUCAAAGUCGCCCAAGAUCCGGCACAAGAGGAGCAAGACCGACCCCCCAGUCAUCAACGCUCCGUUGAGUGAACUGACCAAGGACAUGAGCCAUAUCCCGAUUCGGGACAUGGAGGAGUGGGUGCAUCGUCCUAUUGAAACACGUCUAAGCCAGACCACUCGCAAGGGAAAGGUUGCCAGACCCAUGAACUCUUUCAUCCUCUAUCGUUCAGCGUAUGCGGAGCGCACCAAGGAAUGGCUCUCGCAGAACAAUCACCAGGAAGUCUCGAAGGUCGCGGGGCAAAGUUGGAAGAUGGAGCCUCGGGAUAUCAAGCAGAAGUAUGCCUCUCUCGCCAAUAUUGAAAAGGCCAACCACGAGAAGGCGCAUCCCGGAUACAAAUAUUCGCCCAAGGACAAGAGCAAGCCAACCAAGAAGCCCUGCAAGACUUCUCCGGGCAUGGGCCACGAUGACACUCCGAGUUCCAGCCCGAGCUUGAGUUCAAGCCAGGCCAUGCUUUCUUCGGAUAUCGACUCUGGGAUGUGGCAUAGCCGCUGUGGGACACCGAUGAACGUUGUCGAGCAUCAUGGCCUGCCCACACCCAUGCAAUUCCUCAAUUCGGGGUGGCCCCCCCAUCAUCCUCCCCGUCCACCUUCCACCAUGAUGUCGGCUCCCGAGGCGUCCCAUUACGGGCACCCCGGUAUGCAUCACGGUCUGGUGGGCGCUCACCAGGAUGAUGUACGAUUCCGAACAACUGACCUGAGUGAGCUGCAAUACAACACUUCGAACACGUUGUCCGGUCUGCCGGGAGCAGUUCACCAUGACCUUCUUCAACCCCAGACCACCGCUCCCCCACCCGGUGCUCCCCCAACUAGCCAGUUGGACCCCCAGCUGUUGAGAUACCACAGUGAUCCUCUUCCUGCCGGUCACGUUUACAGCAGCCCCCAGUACGGGAUCUGGACAGAUCCGGCUCCAGGCGCCAGCUAUCUUCCCAAUGCACCCAAUUCGCUAGGGUCCAAUGCCGUGUCUUAUCACCCCCACUCAUCCUACGAUAUGCUGGAUGAUGGCGAGCCCUGGGAUUCCAAAUUCGCGGUGGACUCUCCCACGGGCGAGUUUGACCGCUGGGUCAACCCUCAGGCUUGAGAACAUUGUGUUUCACCGCUUGCUCCAUUCUCAACCCACCACAAUAACGAUGAUGAGCACAAUGAUUCCAAUGCACCUGCAUCUAAGUUGGCAAUUUUUUUUCUUCUUUUUAUUCAUCUUUCAUCUUUUGCUUUCUCUCUCUACCUCUCUCCCUUUAUGAGAAUACAGUGGGAACGGAGUUGGAAGGAGCAAGGCUACCUGGCGUCUGAUGUGAUCCUCACUCAUUUUGUUUACUCAUUUAUGUUUCCGUUUGAGAGUACCCCUACGUUCAACUUCGUUUUGCUUGUUUCUGAUUGUCUUGUCUCGGGCGGGAUCGUGAUUUGGAUUAAUUUUAAACCAUGUGUGGCAUUUGUCGAACUUUUUUAGAUAGAAUUGUGCUUGUUUCAUGCGAAUUUGUCAUCUAUCAUCCAUUUAGAAAUUAUCAUUAACAUUACCAUGUGUCAGUUUACGG